Molecule: messenger RNA, 3843 nt
Organism: Symbiodinium sp. CCMP2592
Lineage: Eukaryota; Dinophyceae; Suessiales; Symbiodiniaceae
Source: the annotation of a GenBank genome assembly
AUGGCUGCAGAAGCUGUGCCAGUGCCGCCGUGUGCUCCUGAUGCCAAUGAGAUCCGAGAGGCACCUCCGACUCCGGAGUUGCAGCGCUGCAGUGUCGAUGAGCUCCGAAUGCAUUUGGAAUCUUGUCCAGAUGGCCACAAAUCCUGCCGACAAUGCAUGUUUGCAGCAGGCCAGCUAAGUUACUUGGGGCGACUCCGCAAAUCCUCAGUUCUACUGCACACAACGGAUGAGACGCACUCAUGGAAGCGGCAGUGUACUUUUCGUUUCCAGCAGCAAAUGCAUUCGUGGGUGAUCUUCAGAGACAAUCCUAUCAAGGUGGGUUGUUUUCUGUGCUUCAGAGGCAAAGUGAACUCACCGUAUGCUCGGGUUGAGGCACAGCCUCAGCAAGCCAGUGACCUGAGCAACCAUUCCAAGAACUUGAAGCAUAUCAAGGCACUUGAGGCAUUACAAUCUGCGCAGCUGAGUUCGGACCGAUCAGAGCAGGAGCCACAGGAGCCGGAACUGAAGCAUGGCAUUGUUUCGGGCCUGAGCUCGAAAGUGCCAAGAAUGGACAGCUGGGUUGCAGCGCUGAGCAGCAUUCUGACCCGUUCUUCCCUCCAAUCGGUGCAGGACCAGUCUUCAACUGCAGCUGUGGCUUCAGGGCUCUUAGAUCCUCAGGCAGAUGCAUCCGACACGGUGCUUCGAAAAAUGCUGCAAUGCCUGGUCGAACCACUCAACCAGGAAAUCCUUUUUCACAUGAGGCAAGCUGUUGCAUCCUCUAUCGCAAUGGACCGUGGUCCAGAUUCUUGCCUGGUCGUUUACGCAAGAAUACUGACAAAGUCUGGUCAGAUUUUUGAUUGCCACUUGGGCAUUCAGGGCGAUUGUGUUGCAGAUGCAGAGGAGCCUCAGGCUUCAAGAAAGCUGUCUGAAGCCUUCAAGAAGAUUCUGCUACGUUCCUGUACGAAGAGGGGGGACGGAAGGAGAUCCAAUCUGUAUCAUGGAGAAGACGACACGAUUGAUACAGUCGCCUUCGAUCGUUUCUGCGACAGUGUCAGGUCAAUCGUUUGCGAUGGGUGCGCUGUGGAGCAGCGUGCAGCAUUCGAAUCUAGCCCGCUGGUGGGACACCUGGUCGGGGCUGCUGAGCGACAGCCUCUCUUCCCCAAUUGUGCUAUGAUCACGCGGGAUCGUGCUCAUAGGGUGCGAUCGGUGCAAAAGCUGUUUUUCAAGAAGCUCCCGCCUAUCUUCAGCCAGUUCAUUGACAAGCUUCUGACUGGCAAACGCAGCAUAGCCACUUUGCUUGAAACCUCAGAUAAGUAUUCCCACGCUUUCCUGAACAAGCAAAAGGCUGCCAGGGCUGGUGAUGCCGACGGCGAGCUGGAAAGCGGUGCUGGGUUUAGCAAGCUCAUAAAGUCCUUGAGCUUUGCGGACCAUCGCUUCGAUAGCCGGCUAAAGCCCCUGUUCCGGCUUUUCAAGCUGCUGAUGAUUGUGUUGGAAAUGUUGCAAGACAUUGCUUCCGGUCUUGGCCCCUGGGAAGCUGAUGAUCGAGAGAAGGCAAAGAGUGUGUUGUAUGACUUCUCCGGCGACCUCGGAUACAUCACGGUGGUUUCAGCCGCCGUUACGGCUGACGCGAUGUUGCUGGGCUCUCCAUUCUUGCGAGUCUGUGACCAGGACAACGCAGACUAUGCGCUGCAAGCGCCUGCUGCAGCGAAAGCUUUGCAAGAUAUGCGACAUUUUCUAUACGAUGGAGCCAUUUGGCUCCCGGAUGCCCGCAACACGCUCACCCACACUGUCUUGAGAGCCAUAAAAGACAGGCUGAUGAUUCUGCGCCACAAUUCCAAAGACUGUGAAGCAGUGUCAAUGAGGUUCUAUGCCAUCUUCGAGGCCUUCUGUUCUAUGAGGCCGAAAAUCAGUAGUUCUGUGUGUUCCUGGCUCAUUGAUGGUGAUACUUCUAGUUCUCUUCAUGCUGGUGGAUGUCCCAGUGCUCUUUCUGAUGCUGUUCUUGAUGUUGCUCCUAGUGUUGCUCAGCAGCGGGAGGAGGUGUUGUUGGUGGCGGCGGCUGUUGCUGCUGCUUUGGAUGUUGCGAGUUCUGGGACCUACUCGGAUUCUUCGGUAUUGGCCCCUGCUCAGGAGGCAAACUGCAUGGUGGCAUUCAACCUCGACGUCGACAUGACACUUUCCGAUCGCCAGAAAUUCUUGAUGACGCUGGCGCAGAGAUUGAAUGUGGACGGCGGCAAGGCCUGGCGUUCUUUUGUCGGCAGUGGCCGUGGACACACAACUGGGCUAUUGGCGCAGGCCCGUUACUGGGCCAGCAGCGCAGGUCUGGCAAAUCGCCCAGAACAGUCGACUAGUCAAGUCAAGCACAUCUGCCACAGCCCCGAAAGCCAUCACCAGCAAGCAUGGCUGCAAACAUUUCGCGACCUUCGACAAAGCGACGGCCAUGCGGAGGCAAAGCAGCUGCUGGCGUUUUAUCUCUCGGCGCUGAGUGGUACGCAGACAGUCGAGCGCUUCAUAGGUGCCAUGGAGAGUCUCAAGAGGCAAAGACGCACCCUUCACGAUCGGUCUCUCGAGGCCUCUAUGAAACUUGUCUUGAUGGACUUGGGCGGCCGUCGCCGACAGCGUCUGGACCCGUUGGCACUCCUAUCCAAAUCUGCGCCUGGAAGGACGUCUGGCCAGGCCACCGUCCUUCACCCUUCAACGCCAUAUCUCUUGCGAGCUCAGAAACUCUAUGGCCAGUGGUUCGGUGAACGGGCAUCUGCAGGACGUUCCCUUCAAGUUGCAAGUUUGUCUGAACUUGGCGUGGCCCAGGUGAAAGCCAAAAAACCUCGCCUAGGCGGGCCGCGGACUCUGCAGAACGAUUCAGAGGCAGCCCAACUUGGGCAGCACAGACAAUCUUGCAUGGCAGCCAUCAGUCAACUUCAGUCUGGUGCUGGCACGGAGACGAUCCUGGGUGCGGAGCUUCCUCGACCAGAGCCACAGAAGCAAGUGCUGUCUCAGAUGGCGGAUGCCGCUUGGGAAAUGUCGAAGCGGCGCAAGACAAAACAAGAUCCCGAGCCUUUGCCUGUUAUUGCUGACACCGUAUCCACUCCGACUGCCAUGGCCUCUUUGCUGGCUGGAAAGCCUUCUUCUGCCUCGUCAUCGUCCACGUCAGUGCCAGUAGAUGAUGCAAUUGAUUGGACGCAAGCUGUCAGUGCCGUUCAGAAGCAAGCGCAGGUGGCCUUGCAGAGACAGCAAGCCCAGGUGCAGGGGAAACCUGGCCAGCCCACUGCAUUCGUUGAUUCGAAAGGAGGAGGGAUGACUGUGAUCCCAGACGGUCCUGUCUCAGAGCCGCAGCCUGGCAGGAAAGUCCCAACAUUGCCAUUGAAACCAAUUUUGUUGCGUGGCCCUGGUGCGGAGAAAUCAUCUUUGAAGGGCUGCAUUCCGGCAACAUUUCCAGACAAGCCAGACAUUGUGCUGGUGUCGUCUAUAACGAGUCACUGGGAAUCGCCGGAGGGCCUUCUUGCCCGCUUAGAAGGCGCUCGUUUUCGUGACCUCGAGACAUCCCGUGAGGUGUUCUUCAGGGGAGCUACACAGUGUCAGCAUUUCGUGCUCUACGUGUCCGACAGCUUUGCGAAGCAGCACCCCGUGCAUUUGCAAGCCCUGGAAGCAUGUGCUAGCCGCAGUCCCCUGAUGUUUUCAAGCCGUGCCAAGGGAAAGGUCAAACGGCUGGAAGUGCAUACUGGAUACACGGCUCUUCCAGAAGAGCUUUUGUUUCCAGAAUUCACCUAUCUUCUCGUGGCAAAAGUCUCAGAGGGUGAAGAGGGUGCGAAGCACCAGCUGGAUUUACGCAUGCUGCUCAACCGCUGCAGCCGCUGCUAUGCUAACUAG